Pteronotus mesoamericanus is the source of this 3710-nucleotide messenger RNA. It is a transcript of the gene SRBD1, whose product is annotated as S1 RNA binding domain 1. Gene Ontology annotation, molecular function: structural constituent of ribosome; mRNA binding. Gene Ontology annotation, biological process: nucleobase-containing compound metabolic process; translation. The record is from RefSeq and is a predicted model, not a curated record. Lineage: Eukaryota; Metazoa; Chordata; Mammalia; Chiroptera; Mormoopidae. The transcript has 21 exons. The coding region runs from base 51 to 3032 and encodes 993 amino acids.
UGCAAUCACAGGCACAGAAUUCCGGGCCUUCGGAUACGUGGUGCGGGAAGAUGUCAUCAUUGCCAAGAAGAGCAAAAGUAAAGGUCCAGACUGCAGUAUCCAAGGAUGAAUUUUCUUCCUUCUCUGAGUUAUCCUCUGCCUCUGAAGAAGAUGACAAGGAAGAUAGUGCCUGGGAGCCCCAAAAGAAAGUCCCCAGAAAUACUAAGCCAGCUGUUCGCAAGGAAUCCAGACCAAAGAGGGUGCCCCGGGUGAAGAAGAAUGCCCUGCAGAUCAGUGAUGGCUCAGAAGGAGUGGUGGUUAAGGAGGCGCUGACUACUGCUGUGGCUGAUGUUGAUUUGGAAGACAGAAAAAAUAAAUUGGCUACUGUGCAGACUCUGAAAACAGCAAAGACCAAACGGAAAAGUUCAGCUCAAUUACCUUCAGCUCAGAAGACCAAAAAGCUGAAAGUCGAUGAAGAAACCAACAGAGCUGGCAACUUCAAGAGUGAGAGUAACAAUACAGAAACACCAUCCACAAGCACCCUGUGGGAAGGGGCCUGCAAGAGGGAAGAGAAUGAAGAUGACUGUACAUCUGGCCAGUCCCCAUUAAAGACAGUGAAGACCGAAAUACUUCCUCAGGGGCAGCCUGACAAGUUUCUGGCAAACGCCAGCAAUAUUACAGAGGAGCUGGAAAUGAACUGGGACAUAGUACAAGUUUUAUCUGAGAGAACUAAUAUUGAACCUUGGGUUUGUGCCAACAUCAUUCGUCUCUUUAAUGAUGAUAACACAAUUCCCUUCAUUGUACGUUAUCGGAAAGAGCUCAUUAACAACCUUGAUGCUGACUACUUGAGAGAAGUUCAACAGACUCUAGAGGAGCUACGGGCUGUUGCAAAGAAGGUUCGUAGUACAAUCCAGAAAAUUAAGAAGGAAGGAAAGAUGUCUGAAUGCUUGUUAAGAGCCUUGCUGAACUGUAAAACUUUUGAAGAACUAGAACACGUGUCAGCUCCAUAUAAAACUGGGAGCAAAGGCACCAAAGCCCAGAGAGCAAGGCAGUUGGGAUUAGAGGAAGCAGCCAGGACCCUGCUUGAGAAUCCGGGGAUGCUCAAUCUGCUGUCUUACAUUCGACCCAAUGUAAAAGGGCUUUCGGCCCUCCAGGACGUUGAAGCUGGAGUGCAGCAUAUUUUAGCGGACAUGAUCGCUAAAGACAGAGAAACGCUUGACUUCAUAAGGAAAUUGUGCCAAAAUAGAUAUAUUUCUAUUCAAUCAUCUUUGGCAAAAGUGUCUUCAAAAAAAGUAAAUGAGAAAGAUGUUGAUAAGUUUCAUCUCUACCAGAAUUUUUCAUGCAACAUAAGAAACAUCCAACAUCAUCAGAUUCUGGCUAUUAACCGUGGAGAAAAUUUGAAGAUACUGACAGUCAAGGUCAACAUUCCUGAUGGAGUUAAGAAUGAAUUCUGUAGGUGGUGCAUCCAAAACAGGUGGAGACCACGUCGCUUUGCAAGGCCAGAGUUAAUGAAGAUCUUACACAGUUCAGUGGAUGAUUCUUUUAAACGCCUUAUUUAUCCUCUCCUCUGUAGAGAGUUCAGAGCCAAACUAACAUCAGAUGCAGAGAAGGAAUCUGUAAUGAUGUUUGGACGGAACCUUCGUCAGCUCCUUUUAACAAGCCCUGUUCCCGGGCGCACCUUGAUGGGAGUGGAUCCUGGUUACAAACAUGGGUGCAAAUUAGCUAUAAUUUCUCCUACCAGUCAGAUACUUCAUACUGAUGUGGUUUACUUGCAUUGUGGACGAGGCUUCCAAGAGGCAGAGAAAAUAAAGAGGCUUUUGCUGAAUUUCAACUGCAGCACAGUGGUGAUUGGAAAUGGAACUGCCUGCCGGGAAACAGAAGCUUACUUUGCUGACCUGAUAAUGAGAAAUUACUUUGCACCACUGGAUGUUGUUUACUGCAUCGUUAGUGAAGCAGGAGCAUCAAUCUACAGUGUCAGCCCUGAAGCUAACAAGGAGAUGCCAGGACUGGACCCCAACUUGAGAAGUGCAGUUUCCAUAGCAAGACGUGUACAAGAUCCAUUAGCUGAGCUGGUGAAAAUCGAGCCAAAGCACAUUGGAGUUGGAAUGUAUCAGCACGAUGUAUCCCCAACUUUACUCAAGGCAACACUGGACAGUGUUGUAGAAGAAUGUGUCAGCUUUGUGGGAGUGGAUAUUAACAUUUGCUCAGAAGUUUUGUUAAGGCAUAUUGCAGGACUCAAUGCCAACCGAGCCAAGAAUAUUAUUGAUUGGCGAGAGAAAAAUGGGCCAUUCAUCAACCGAGAACAGCUGAAGAAAGUGAAAGGGCUGGGUCCAAAAUCUUUCCAACAGUGUGCUGGAUUCAUCAGAAUUAACCAGGAUUAUAUUCGAAAAUUUUGCAGUCAACAAACUGAUUCUGGAGGCCCAAAUCAGGGAGUUGCCAUGACGUCUCCAGCAGGUGCUGAGGUCACAAACGAGAAGCAGGGCAAGAAGAAGAGCAAAACCACAGCGAAUGUUGUACUGAAGCCAGAUCCUUUGGACCAAACUUGUAUUCACCCGGAAUCGUAUGACAUAGCGACGAGGUUUUUAUCGUUCCUUGGAGGAACACUGUGUGCGAUUGGAAAGCCUGAGAUGCAGCAAAAAGUAAAAUCAUUCGUUGAACAGGAAGGAGUAGAGAAAAUUGCAGAACGACUACAAACAACAGUCCACACCUUACAGAUCAUCAUAGAUGGUCUCAGCCAGCCUGAAAGCUUUGACUUUCGGACAGAUUUUGUUAAACCCGAUUUUAAGAGAAGCAUAGUCUGCUUGAAAGAUCUGCAGGUCGGGACAGUUCUUACAGGCAAAGUGGAGAAUGCCACCUUGUUUGGGAUUUUUGUGGAUAUAGGAGUGGGGACAGCAGGGCUGAUCCCCAUACGAAAUAUAACAGAAGCCAAACUGUCUAAAACGAAGAAGAGAAGGAGCCUGGGACUUGGCCCCGGAGAAAGAGUGGAAGUCCAAGUGCUCAACAUCGAUGUGCCCCGAUCCAGGAUUACCCUGGACCUCAUCCGGGUGCUGUAAGUGCCCCAUAGCGGCCAGACACGUUAUUUCCUUGUCUCUACAGGUGGGCAAGAAUAAGCCAGAUGUUUGUGACCUUCUGUUGGAUAGAAGAUGAGAACGAAGGCACUUGAUAUCAGAAGUAUUUUCCAAACACUUGCCUAAUUUUCCUUUCUGAAUAAAUAGAAAACUAAUAAUUUGGUAUCUUUUUUCUUUAAAGAAAACAACUAAUAGGCAUCCUUAUGUGGCUUUAUGUAGUAAUGAUUUUCUGACCAAAAUGUUAUUUUUUGUAACUCACCUUUGACUCCUUUUGACUUUUGUAUAAGAGAUUAUUUCACUGCUACUUGCCCAUUUGCCUUGCUGGACUUGUAUGGAAUUAUCUUCCUGACUUGAUUUAUAGUGUUUAAUUCUUCCUUUUUAUAUAUUUUUUAAAAUCAGACCUUUUAGAUUUGAUUCAUGAUUUUCCCUUGCCAAGCCAAGCAAAAAUAUAUCAGUAAAACAGACCCUGAUGUGUUUGUAACCCUCAAGUGGAUGGCUCAAAACAUUUCUCAGAAGGCUGUAUGUAUUGAUCACGUCAAUAAAGUUUUGUGGCUAGUGACAUUGUUUUUGCUAUGAUGUUUCAGUGAGUGACCUGCAGGUCAUUUUGAUCGAAGGAGGUGUGGCACACACCUGUACAAGUUUUAUAUAAAUCAGCUGUGCUUU